Leptopilina boulardi is the source of this 11497-nucleotide messenger RNA. It is a transcript of the gene PlexB, whose product is annotated as plexin-B. Gene Ontology annotation, molecular function: protein binding; semaphorin receptor activity. The transcript is spliced from 8 exons. Bases 573 to 6665 code for a protein of 2030 amino acids. Gene Ontology annotation, cellular component: semaphorin receptor complex. Lineage: Eukaryota; Metazoa; Arthropoda; Insecta; Hymenoptera; Figitidae. Gene Ontology annotation, biological process: regulation of GTPase activity; regulation of cell shape; semaphorin-plexin signaling pathway involved in axon guidance. The record is from RefSeq and is a predicted model, not a curated record.
CAUGGGAAUAGGUGAAAGAGAGAAAGGUGCACGCCAUAACUACGAAUUCCCCUCUGUUCCCCCUACCUCUCGUGCACAAGUCGUCAGUCGAAUUGUCGAAUUUUAAUGGCGGCCGAUCCUAACUCCCCGCGUAGUGUUAUUGUAAAAUUUGACUGAAGUGUGGUGCCCCAUGUACGUUUUUGAGUGAUAUCUUUAUGGAUUAUAGUGCAAUAAUAGUGGAACAUCAUCUGUCCAUUGUCUUUUUCUUUUUGUGAGCUCAUUUUUCCUUAACAAAAAAGGGUCAUGGUAGGGUAUUCCAGCGAUGGGUCGUAGGGACUCACCCGUUUUCACCCGUGUAUUCAUUUUUGCCCUCUUUGGCUCUACACCUUCGUUUAUAAAGAGGUGUGGAUGAAAAAAGGAACGUGAUGCAAAUACCUGGACGUACAUGUUGCUGGUAGUGCCAACUUGAAGCUGGCCAACUACCAGCGGGGCACGUGUUCCUCCAGUCAAACCUUUCAAUUUUCCUGUCCGCUCCUUAGUGCGCUCGCCCGUUCGCGAGUGCGUCUCUCAGCCUUGCUAUUGUCCACCACAUCAUGAGAAUCUCAGGACUAUCGUCCUUUCCCAUUCGUCCUCUCGUGCCGCCACCACCCCGAUUGUCAUCAUCAUGCCCAUUAUUGGAUCCCCCGUCGUCGUCGUCGUCCUUUACAUGCAUUGCCAUUUGGUUCUUGUUGAUAUUGGCAACAACAGUGGCCAUCGAUACACCCGCAAGCAGUUCACUCCUGCCCAAUCAUGAGACAUCACAAUCGCCUCACGUCGUAGUACAAUUUCCCUCAGAGGGCGAUCAACGUCAGGGUCUCAUUCCCACACAUCUCAAUGCAUCAAGAGAAAAUUCUCUCAUUUUUAAUCAUUUUACAUUUGAUCCCAAUAGUGGACGUCUCUAUGCAGGCGCAGUCAAUCGAUUAUUUCAACUUGACUCAAGUCUAAGGCUAGAAGAAUUUGUCGCAACUGGACCUAGACUAGAUAAUCCACAGUGCCAUGCGACAGGUUGCACAUCAAGAGACAUGACCACGUCCCUGAUGAAUAACAUCAAUAAACUACUCGUGGCUGACCUCGAAUCAAAGACCCUAAUUGUUUGUGGCUCUCUGCUUCAAGGCGCCUGUGAAAAGUACAAAAUGUCGAACAUAUCCCUAAAACCCGAGUUCAUUCCCCAUAGUGUUGCAGCAAAUGAUGAAAAUUCAUCAACUUACGCAUUCAUUGGACCUGAACGUUAUAAUCCCUGGGGUCGUACAAAUAUCCUCUAUGUUGGCACAACAUUCACAAAUAAUGGCGAAUAUCGUCACGAUGUACCAGCAAUAUCAAGUAGAAAUCUUUAUUCACUUGAAUUUGCCGAAUAUACAUUUAACAAACAAUCAAUUUUACAUAUUGACGUAAAAUAUCGUGAUCAUUUUUUGGUGAAAUAUGUUUAUGGUUUUAAUGCCAGUGAUUAUGCAUAUUUUGUUCUUGUACAAAAACAAUCUUAUCUACCUGAACAAGAGGAAUUGGGUUAUGUUUCGAGAUUGGCACGCAGUUGUAUAAGCGAUGCAAAUUAUGAUAGUUAUACAGAAGUGACAUUACAAUGUAGCGUUGAUGGACGCGCUGAUGUUUAUAAUUUAGUACAAGACGCAAAAGUCGCAUCAGCUGGAAGCGAUUUGGCAAUGCAAUUGGGAAUAUCAAUUGGUGAUCCAAUUUUUGUUGCUGUCUUCUCGCCAAGUAAAGGAAUAACAAAUGAUGCACUGCCAAAAUCUGCAUUAUGCGUUUAUAGUCUUCAGGACAUCGAAACAAAAUUCAACGAAAACAUUCAUAUGUGUUUUAAUGGAAGUAUCAAAUAUAGAAAUAUGGGUUAUGUUAGUGGACCGAUUCAAGAUGGUAAAUGUCCUGCUGCUGGCACCACUGGGAAUAUUUUAAAUUUCUGUGAAGUUGGAUUAAAAAUAUCCGGAGUAUCGCCAAUCGUUGGACAAAAUAUUCUUAAUUUUCCCGACACUUAUGUGACAUCAAUAAGUGUUGCAAAUACCGAAAGUCAUACAGUUGCGUUCUUAGGUACCAGCGAGGGAACAUUGAAAAAAGUUUUAUUAUCGGGAAUUGAUGCAUCGGUUUAUGAAACAAUUGUCGUUGAUAAAGGACAAAAAAUAUUGGCUGACACAGCUAUUGCACCGAGUGGUGAACAUCUAUAUGUUUUGUCAUUGUCGAAAAUUUCCAAAGUCAAAGUUGAACAUUGCGGUAGUUAUACGAAUUGUACGAGUUGUUUGGAAGCCAGAGAUCCUUAUUGUGGUUGGUGUUCACUCGAAAAAAGAUGUACUGUGCGAAGAGCUUGUCAAAAAGCAAGUCGCAGCAGUCCAAGAUGGUUGUCAUUAGGAACAGGACAACAGUGUAUUGAUUUUGAACAAGUGCUUCCUGAUCGUAUCCCCAUUAAUCAAAUGACAACUGUACAAUUGACAAUUAGAACUCUACCUGAAUUGCCAACUGGCACAACAUAUAAAUGUGUGUUUGGAAAUGCUGAGCCAAUUGAUGCGUCUAUGACUGGAUUUGGACUCUCCUGUCCAACGCCAAUUACAUCAUCGAGACCAAAUAUUCCCGAAGGCACUGAUCAUAUUUUAGUUCCACUUUCAGUGCGUUCCAGUGAAACAAACAAGGACUUUGUAUCACGUAACUUUGCCUAUUUCGAUUGCUCGAGGCACACUGUUUGUUCAGAUUGUGUUAAAUCACAAUGGACUUGCAGCUGGUGUGUCUAUGAUAAUAAAUGUACACACAAUACGAGUGGAUGUCAAGGAAACAUCAUUUCCGGCGAGAAUAAUCAAGCAAAUCUUGCUGCUCAUGGUGUGCAAUAUUGUCCUCGUUUUGUUCAACGUGAUUCACGUCUAAUGUUGCCGAAUAAUGUGCCGAAGGAGAUUGCACUUGAAGUUGAGAAUUUACCACAUCCACAAGUUGGACACACGGGAUUUCAAUGUAUUGUGACGAUUGAAGGGGCAAAUUUACGUGUACAGGCGCGUGUUGAUAGUAGUCGAUUUAUUGUUUGUGAUAAAACAAUUUAUUCAUAUGAGGCACUUUCGGGUGAAUAUGAAGCGGCAGUGACUGUUGUUUGGAAUACAAAUCAUCAUGUUGAUCAGACAACGAUUGUACUUUAUAAAUGUGAAGUACUUGGAUCACAUCGUGAACAUGCGGAUUGUUCACUGUGUGUCACAAGAGAUAAACGAUAUGAAUGCACAUGGUGUGGAAAUAGUUGUGUCUAUCGACAUUCGUGUCUUCAUUCACCAUUUUCCGAAUGUCCUAAACCACGAAUUGACAUGAUUAAACCGUUGAGCGGUCCAAUUGAGGGUGGAACUUUGGUUACAAUCGAGGGUAGUAAUCUUGGAUUGAAGGAAAGUGAUGUGGAGGGAAAAAUUCAUAUUGGAAAUACACCUUGUCAAUUGGUUGAUUAUGAAGUUUCGGUGAGAAUUGUCUGUCGAACGGGACGUCAUGAGGCAACUGAUACAGCUACUGUUGUCGUUGGUAACGAUGCUGGUUAUACGGAAAGUGCGGUUCUAUUUAAUUACAAGGAUAUAAGACUCACGGGAGUUUUCCCGUCCGUUGGUCCUCAAAGCGGUGGAACUAGACUUGCAAUAACUGGAUCGGAUUUGAAUAUUGGAAGUAAAAUUUCUGCCUAUUUGGAUGAAUUGCCUUGUCAUGUUAAUGCAACACAAGCGAGUAGUACACGACUAACUUGCAUCACAAGUAGAGCGAGUCACGUGAGAAGAAUUCGACGUCUUACAUUGAGUAUCGAUGGUGCAAAUAGAACACUCGAGGGGAAUCCUUAUAAUUACACUCACGAUCCAACAAUCAUGGAAAUAAAACCUCUAAGAAGUUUUGCAUCCGGCGGUCGUAUGAUUACUGUUCAUGGUACAAAUUUAGAUACAAUUCAAAAGCCAGAAAUGGAAGUUUACGUGGAAAAUGAAUCGAAAGCUGUCAAUAGAACUGUUUGUAUUGUUUUAAAUCCAACACAAAUGGAAUGUCCGAGUCCAAGUGUCGCUGGAAGAUUUCGAGCUUUGAGUAUGAUCAGAAAACGAAACAAGAGAACAGCUGGAAGAAAAGAGACACAGUUGGCGUUAAAAAUUGGUUUCAUUAUGGACAACGUGGAAACGGUUCGUGAUCUUGAGAAACAUUUUCAAAAUAUGAGAAAUCGUCUUCUUUACGUUGAAGAUCCAAAAUUCUUUCCAUUUCCAAAGGAUGUGAAACUCUAUAAAGGUGAUACACUUGUAAUUGAGGGGGAAAAUUUAAUUUACGCCAGUGAUGAAUCAGAUGUGAAUGUAACUGUUGGUACUUUACCGUGUAAUGUAACGUCACUUGCAUUGACCCAAUUGGUUUGCAUUCCACCUGAUCAACAACCAGCCGAUACAGAUGAACUUGGAACAAAAACUGACAGGGGUUUACCUUUAGUUGUCGUUCGUAUUGGUCGAAGUCUUCGUUUUCCAAUUGGUUAUUUACAUUACGAUGUGAUUAAAUCGUAUCCAAUACCACCGGAAGCAAUAGCUGGAAUUGCCGCUGGAACAUUUGGUUUAGUAUUUCUCUUUGUGUUGGUGUUGGUAAUUUAUAGACGAAAGAGUACGCAGGCAGAACGUGAAUAUAAAAGAAUACAAAUUCAAAUGGAUACAUUGGAAAGUAAUGUUCGAAUGGAAUGUAAACAAGCAUUCGCUGAAUUACAAACUGAUAUGACAGAUCUAACGGCUGAUUUAGAAUCCUCUGGAAUACCAACAUUGGAUCACAAGAAUUAUAUAAUGAAAGUUUUCUUUCCCGGUGUUAUAGAUCAUCCAAUAUUAAAUGAUCCACGAAGUAAAUCAACAUUAACGAGAACUAAUUAUGAUGCGGCUAUGGUACAAUUUGAUCAACUUGUCAAUAACAAGUGUUUUAUUCUCACUUUUAUUGAGACAUUGGAAGCACAAAAGGAUUUUAAUAUCAGAGACAAAGUGAAUGUUGCCUCUCUUUUGAUGAUCGUUCUUAUGAGUAAAAUGGAAUAUGCAACUGAUAUUCUGAUGAAUCUUUUGUUACGUUUAAUUGAUAAAUCAGUCGAUACGAAACAUCCACAAUUAAUGUUGAGGAGAACUGAAUCGGUUGUAGAGAAAAUGCUAACAAAUUGGAUGGCAUUGUGUAUGUAUAAUUAUUUAAAAGAUUACGCUGGUUCAUCAUUGUUCCUUUUGUUCAAGGCAAUUAAACAUCAAAUUGAAAAAGGACCCGUCGAUGUUAUUACACACGAUGCAAGGUAUUCACUAUCGGAAGAACGUCUUCUGAGGGAACAAAUUGAUCAUUCGGUUGUCACUCUUCACGUUGUUCAGGAUGAUCUUGAUGAAAAAAUUCAAUGUAAAGUUCUUGAUUGCGAUACAAUAAGUCAAGUGAAAUCGAAAAUUCUUGACGCUCUCUAUAAAAAUACACCCUUCUCAUUGAGACCCUCCGUCCAUGAGGUUGAUCUUGAAUGGCGACACGGUCGUGGUGGUCAUCUUACUCUACAGGAUGAAGAUUUAACCACCAAGUGUAAUGGUGAUUGGAAGAAGAUCAAUACUCUUGCUCAUUAUGGUGUGAAAGAAUCGGCUGUCAUGUCUCUUAUUCCACGACAAAAUGAUGGUUUCUCCGUUGCUUGUAAACAACCAUGUCACAAUUGUAAACCCUCACAUCAACAUCUUUUACCACAACAACAUCUUCAUCAGCAGCACUAUAAUCGCCAUAUUAAUCAUUGUUCGACAUUACAUUUACCAACAACACCAAAUCAUGGAUUAAUUAGUCCAACAUUGUAUUCACAUCCUCCAGGUGGUGGUAUUUAUUUUGAUCCACAACACUCACCGCCAAUGAUAACAGCCAAUGGCGAUAUUGAAAGUGGUCACGGUGGUAAUCAGAGACUUUAUCAUCUUGUCAGGCCAUUGGAUGAGGUGCAUUAUGGUACUGGUAUGGGUUACGCGAGUAGUAAACAACAUCAUCAUCAUCAUCAUAAUCCCGAACGAACGCAUAAAGCAAUUCCUGAAAUAUUUUUAACGAGAUUACUUUCCACUAAGGGAACGGUACAGAAAUUUGUUGACGAUUUCUUGAAUACAAUAUUAACGGCAAAUGAUGCUCUACCAAGUGCUGUUAAAUGGUUAUUUGAUCUGCUUGACGAAGCUGCCAAAAGACAUGGAAUUGUUGAUCCUGAAGUACCACAUGCAUGGAAAUCAAAUAGUUUACCAUUGAGGUUCUGGGUGAAUUUUAUCAAAAAUCCUGAUUUUAUGUUUGAUAUUAAUAAAACAACAACUGUCGAUUCAAGUUUAUCAGUGAUUGCACAAACAUUUAUGGACGCGUGUUCAACGACUGAACAUCGACUUGGAAAGGAUUCGCCAUCGAAUAAAUUAUUAUUCGCUAAGGAUAUACCUCACUAUAGGGAAAAGGUGGGACGCUUUUAUUUGGAUGUACAGAGAUUACCGCAAAUCACCGAUCAAGAAAUGUCGAGUGCCAUGCAACAGCUCAGUGCAUCCCAUGCUAAUGAGUUCGAUGUGAUCGCAGCACUUAAGGAGUUGUAUAUCUAUGUCAGUAAAUACUACGAACAAAUUCUCGAGGCCUUGGAGACAGAUGCUGGCUGUCGCAAGUUACAUCUAGCACAUAGAUUGGAAAAUGUGGCGUGCACACUCGAGGGAGAAGAGACUAGUGCCUGCUGACACAACCUUUCAGCUAUUAUUGUGGAACCCGUCGAUUUCUCCAGAAACACUGAUUAGUGCCUCCACUUGAAAGCAUCAGGUACACACCUCGUUACAUAAAUGUACAAAUUUACCCGCAGCCGCACGCGACUUGAACGAGAAAAUUCCACGCAGUGUUCAUCGGGUUAAAACACUUUAAAAAACAUCACCGACAAAAAUUAACUCGACGAUCCGCGAUUUCCCCGUUUUUGCCCCUCGGCACUCCAAUUUUCUUUUCAAUAACAUCCUCGCACGAACUCUCACAGAAAAAAAAAAAAUUAUAAUUGAGGAUAAGAUCCCCUACCGUCCAUUAAAUGACGAAAAAAAAAACAUCGACCCACUUCUGUUAAAGUUCGUGCAAGGUUACGUAAAACAAAAAAAAAGAAAAUAGACAUUAAAAUGAUAACACAAAAUGCAAGUGAGAAAGCCAUAGUGUCCACCAGACUGUUUGUAUAACAAUUUAUACAGCAGCGAGUAGUCUGUGAUCCGAGCACACGAGUGGCUAUGCCUACUAUCUUCAUUAUUAUUAUUAUUAUUGAUAUGUUAUAUAUAAUUAAAAAAAUACAUAAGAAUUAUAUAUAUAUAACAUAAAUAUAUAUAAAUAUAUAUAUAUAUAUAUGAGAAGCAAGAAAUCACUCAACAGACGCGGAUUGUAGUGAGCUAGCUAGAGAGGGACUAUAUAUGUGUAAAAUAAAGGGAUGAAGAGGAAGAGCACGAAAGAAAAUUAAAAAAAAAAGAUAUUAAAUUUCUAUAUGGUAACUAAGGUUAAAGGGAAAAAAAACAAAAGAAUUAGGGUCGGGGGGGAUGAAAUCACGAGAGAGCAGCUCAGUCUACUCUAGGCCUAGCUACGUAUUCCAAGUACGUAAAUCUCUUAUUCGCUUUGUUUUUAAUUUUUUUUUUAACUUUAUUGAUUUAAAUAAUCAAUUAUUAGCAAUUAUAAGCAUUGAUAAAAUGCUAUUUUUGCAGUAAUGGUAAUUGAUUCUUUUUCAAUACACUAUUGUUAUACAAUAGUGCACUGUUGGAAUUAUCACAUCAUUCUUAUAACAAAAAUUUUUUCCUAUUUAAAAGCUGCUAAAAUAACAAAAAUUUAUUAAUUAACGAAAUUUUUCAUAGAAAGUAAAUAUUUUUUUCUAUUAUAAGAAAAAGAAAAUCGAUCUGAUAAUUCCCAUAGUGUAAUUGAUUAUUUAUCAAUACUAUUAUUAGACAAUGGUAAUUUAUAAUUACUAAUUUUUGAAAUUACGUUUAAGUAAAAAAAUAUAAUAAUAUUAUUCUGUUUUCGACAAUAAUAAUCGAAAACAUUCGUCGUUAUUUGACGAUUUUUUCUUUUCAUUUUUUUUUUAUGUAAAAAGAUUUACUUCUGUUAUUAAUAUGUCUACUAAUCAAUUGCAUUUAGAGGAACAUUUUUUUUAAUCCCAAUGGAACGUAUACUGCUAUCAUGUUUCUCUUUAAAAGAAAGAAAAAAAAAACAUCAUUGUCAUAAAAGCCAUCAUCUCUCAUAUUGUCAUCAUCACUGUCAUUCCCAAAACUUUUGAAUUAUUAUUGUAAAUUGUUGUAAGCGUAGGUCUUAAAAAGAAAAUAAAAUAAAAACACUUUUUAUACCAGUGCUCGAGGCCAUUCGGUAUCCAUAAUAUAUAGGUUUAAUAAUGUGACAAGAUUUAAUGUUAAAUCACGACUUUUUAAUAUGGUGCGAGUGCGCGAUCAUUCCGCUAUUUUUUUCUUAUAUGAAUUUCACGGGAGAAAAAAACACAUUUUCGUUUGUUUCUCAUCUCUAUAUUGUAUUGGUUUUUUUUAUUUAAAUUUAUUUAUUUUUUUAUAUAUAUCAUUACAAUAUUAAUAUUCACGAAAAUAUUUUCAGUUUUCAAUAAUUAUUUUCAUUUAAAUAAUGAAAUUUGUUGAUAAAAAAAAACUAAUGGAUUUUAAUUCAUUUAAAAAAAAUUAGAGAUACACUAAAAGUGGAAUAAAAAAAAAAUUAAUCAUUUAGAUGAUGAGAAACAAAAGUUGGGUGUUUUUUGUCAUUCAUGAAAUGGAUCGAUGACAAUGACAAAUCAAGAAUACUCCUUCCAGUGCAUUUACACUUGACUGUUUUUUUUUUUAAAUAAGUUUUUGCAAUCUCGGGCAGAUAAUGCGUUAUUUAUAAGACUCAGCGCGCGCACUGCCAUGGCUCUCUUUGCGCAAUGAACAAAUGUUUAUGAUUAAUUAUUUUUAUUGAUAAUUAUCAUAAUAAUUAUUAUUAUAUUAUUAUUAAAAUUAUUAUUAUUAUUAUUGUAAUGUGUAAGUUGAUACUAUGUUAUAUCUGCCAAGAUCCGAGCGAUGAACGGACGUGAAGUUUAAGAUCCCCGGAAAUCAGAAAUUUGACAAAAAAAAAAUAUUUGUCAAAAAAAAAAAAGGAAAAUCUCUCAAUUCUCUCUUGUACUUAAAUACUCAUUAAUCAUCAAGUUUCUGGUUACCGGGAAUCAAUGACCCUAUGUAUCUCUCUAUAUGUACUGUAUUUAUUUAGGUAUACUACGAACAAACUAGCUUUAUAAAAAAAAAACCCACGUCUUGUACGGCGAUCGCUCUCUAAAUGUCGCGGUUCGCACGUCAAUCUGCGUUGAUUGUAAUUUUUAAUACGGUCUUCCGGGCUCGAAAUUGCCUUCCCCCGCGAUUUAUUAAACUCGAUGGAGAAGGCAUCUCGAGUCUCGUUAUAAAAAAGUGAGAGAGAGAGAGAUAAAGAAAGUAACGAAAGGAUCAUUCGAUUAUUAUUUCAAUCAAAAUUUUAAGAAAUUCGUUAAAAACAUUUUUUUUUUAAAUUAUGUCAUUACAAGAAUAUGUUUAUACAAUACAAGCGUUUUGUCAAAAAAAAUUUUAAACUAUUUAUCAAAUAUAAAUUUGUAUAGAACUUUCUCUAUUUUAAAUUCAUAUUUGAAAAUGAGAAAUAAUGGAAAUUUUAACAAAAUUUUGUAUUCUAGAAACAUAAAUAUCAUUUCAUAAUUUUGUUUUUUUUUUAUAUUGUAACAAUUUUGAUUGAAAUCACAAUUGAGUGAUACAUUAAAUGAAAAACGUAGAUUGCGUUUUGAAUUAAAAAAUAAAAAAAUUAUGUGCAAUCCGGUUCCAGCUUCUGACGGUGAUAAACGUGUGCGCUGACUGUACAGAACUCUCAAGGAAUUGUUGUCAGAUUAACAUUUUCUACUCUUUAGAAAUAGUAAUAAUUCAAUAUCCCGAUCAAUGAACAUUGUAGAUUUUUAUACACACACUAUUGUAAUCGAUGAAUCAUCAAAAAAAAAAAACUCAAUAUUAAUUGUCAUUUAUCAAUUUUUCUCCGCGAAGUGAUAUUUCAGUGAUCUUUAUUAUUUAUUUAAAAAAAAAAACAUAUACAUAUUAUACUCUUUUUUACACACUUGAUAUUAUAUAGAAUAUAAAAAAAGAAUAGAAUUUAUACAUUCAAUUUUAAAUCCAAUGAAUUUGUAACCCUCAGAAGCAAUGGACGAUUAUUUUUUUUUAUACAUGAAACUGAAUUUUUUUCCAUAAAUGUAAAAGGUUGUAAAGACUCGUUUGUAAUUUUUGAUUUUUUUUUUCCUUUUCGGUUGCAACGCACAGAUUGACUUUUCUCACGCUAUAUAGCUGUAAUUAAAAAAAAUGGAUAUAAAAGAAAUAUUAAAGAAGGGAAGAUAGAAAAAAAAAUGAAUGACGAUAUAGAAAAAGUGAAUUUUUGGCGAAAAGUUCGCAUCGAAACGCCCCGAAAACGUCCGGAUUAUACUUCGAUGUAAUUAAUAAGCCCAUUGACCGUUUUUUAUUCCAUCCAAGUUUGAAGAAAAAUGAAGCUUUGUCAAUUGUGCGUGUAACGUAAAUGCAAUUCGAAGUGUAAGAACGGCCGCUCGCAGGACCGUGAUUAAGUAGCAUUAUAUUUCUCUAGAUUAAGGGAGAGUUGAAACAGACUAAAUCGACGCUAAUUAUUAAGUGUUUUUUUUUCGUUUAUCGAUUUUAUCGUUUUAAAACGAUUAUAAGAAUUUCUUUUUCGUUAAAAACGAUUUUUUCGAUAAUUUUAUACAAACUUUAAUCAAUCUAAACAAUAGUUUCUUUGGAUUAUUAUUUUCUGAAAUUUAAUUAAUUAACAUAAAAAGGAAAAUCUUUUUUUUGCAAUUUAAUUUACAUUUCAGAAAAUUUGUCUUUUAAAUUCCUCGAGAAAUUGAAUUUUCAGUUAGAAUGAAUUUAAAUAUAUUUUGAAUUAACAUUUAAAAUAUGCAUACAAGUUUUAAUUGCAAUUAAAAUUGAAAUAGAAAAGUUUUAAGGCGGUAACCGCCCCUCCCAAGGAAAUUGUUUUAGAUUGACUAAAGAUUUUCUUUUUUUUUUUUCUUCAAUUUAUGGAAUCGAGCGGAGAAAACUUUUUGCACUUUAAAGAGUGAAAUAGUUGUUCUAUUGGCCGAAUGGAGGUGAAUGUACUCUACUACAUUAUAAAUAAACACAGUGGCGUAUAUAUGUAAAAGUGAACGCGUAUGUAUGGUUUACAAGUGUACGAGAUUUAUAUAUAUAUAUACACUAUGUAUAUAUGUGUGUAUUUAUUAAUACACGCGAAUGUGUUUAACAUACAUAUAUAGAUAUGUAGAGUGAAGAAAAAUGUAUGAGUGUAUGUGCGCGAAUGCUAAUGUAAUCCACAUGACCCGUUUGUAAAUAUAUUCCCACCCUCGUACCCUUCACCCGAAAAAAAGAAAAAAAAACAACUUAGCUAAUAAGUUACACACUCGAGAAACGAAAUGACUCUUGCCAAAUUUUCAAUGGGACGUAGGGAUUAAACUUGAAAUUAAAAAUCGCAAAAAUAUAUUGGUAUUAUAAAUGAA